Ogataea haglerorum is the source of this 267-nucleotide messenger RNA. RefSeq lists its product as uncharacterized. NCBI's taxonomy places the organism in Eukaryota, Fungi, Ascomycota, Pichiomycetes, Pichiales, Pichiaceae. Bases 1 to 267 code for a protein of 88 amino acids. The transcript has a single exon. The record is from RefSeq and is a predicted model, not a curated record.
AUGUCGAUGAACGUUAACAAGGCCUUGACCAUGACCGUGUUUGCAGCCGCCGGAGUUUACAUGGGAAUGAAAUUUUUCGAACCGAUAGUCAUUGAGCAGCUUCGCAAGGACGGAAAUCUGCGUACGGAUAUAGAGGUUCCCCAGUACGACGAAGAGGGCAACAAGCUUCUGGAUCGUGGCAAGCAGGUGACCUGGGAGGCGAUCCGCCGGGAGGGGCAGGAAGAACAGCAACUCGCAGACAGCUCAGUCUCGAAGCCGGUGAAUUAA